Messenger RNA from Carassius auratus (goldfish), 4797 nucleotides. RefSeq names its product discs, large (Drosophila) homolog-associated protein 4b (gene dlgap4b). The transcript has 13 exons. NCBI's taxonomy places the organism in Eukaryota, Metazoa, Chordata, Actinopteri, Cypriniformes, Cyprinidae. Gene Ontology annotation, cellular component: glutamatergic synapse; postsynaptic specialization. Bases 339 to 3560 code for a protein of 1073 amino acids. The record is from RefSeq and is a predicted model, not a curated record. Gene Ontology annotation, molecular function: molecular adaptor activity. Gene Ontology annotation, biological process: signaling.
UUGUGUCGCUCUCCUCGCGGCUGAAUCUCGCAGCGAUGGAGCUCGGAGUGGCUCGUUUUCGCGCUCGCCGGAGAUAAAGUGAUUUUAAGGAGAAAUGCGGCGUGUUUCCAGUGCUGCUGAUCUCACACACCGCCAGACCUGAGCUCACAUUGAGACGAGGAGCGACACUGGGAAGUUUAAUGUUCCUCAAGAGCGACGGAAACAGUCAUCCGAACAUCUGAGGAGAUUUCACCUGCUGGUUUUGGCACAACAUUAGGAUGACCUUCAAAUGGUUUCUGUUUCUUCCCGGUGGGCUCAUGCUCCUGAUCUAGGGUGGGGGGGCAUCGCCCCGUUCUGCCAUGAAAGGCUACACCCCCCAGCGCACCCGUUACCUGUCCGACUGCGAGCCGCCCCGUUCUCCCAGUCCCCGGGCCGCCUCCACCCUGUCCCACGCCCCGUUUCUCCUCCCAGCAGCCAUGGAGCAUUACGGAGCCCUGGACACACAGCACUUCUCCCCGUCGCCCGACUGCCUGAUGCCCCUCAGCAGCCAGCUGUCCUCCAGCAGCACCUUCCCCAGAAUCCACUACAGCUCACACUUCGAUCAGGGCGACUUCGGCCCCGCGACCGACAGCAUCGGGGGAAUCAGCACCGGGACGCUGGGGACGUCUAUGUCUAUGGGAAUGGGUCUCGGAGUGGGACGGACCGCCGUGAUCACCAGCGGAUCUGCAACUAUAUCAGGGGCAGGAAAGAUGAACCGGUUGCCGCCUAACCUCCUGGACCAGUUCGAGAAACAGCUGCCAGGUCAACAUGACGGCUUCAGCACAUUACAGUUUCAUCGCAGCACUGCGGUGACGACCACCAAACAGCAGCAACAACAGCGGACCGACAGUCCGGGAAAAAUACGCUACUUUGUUCACUCCGUUCAGAAACUGUUCGCUAAAUCCCAGUCGCUGGAAAACUCUGCCAUGAAGGGAAACAUGAACGGCCGCAACAGCAGAUCGUCGAGCAGUAAUGACAAACACCAUCGAAGCAAAAGCAAAGACCGGGCGAAGAGCGAAGGAACGGCCAAACGGAGGCCUCGAUCCAAUAUGUCUGGAUACUGGAGUUCUGACGAUUUGGACAGUGAUAUUAGUAACUAUAGGAACCCGAUGGCCAUGAUGACUUUGGGUCGUCAAGCGGUGGGAUCCGGACCGGGGCCGGGCGGACAGGUGGCGUCCAGGUACCUCAUGCAGGGCUACAGCACCAUUAGCGAGCACACGCUCAAAUCCCCAAAGAGUAACAGUGACCUGAAGCACCAGGGGCUCCCUGCACUCCCAGGACCUGGAGGCGGUGGGGGGGUUGGAGGAGGCCAAGGGCCGAUGUUUGACGGGAACUUUGGUAAAGGGGGACCCUGGUCCACACUUACGUUAGGACCCACCAGACAGGUGUGCCAGAAGGGCUCGGCCACACUGGAUCGCACCCUGCUGAAGUCCAAAUCUGUCCAGCAGGAUCUGGGGUGCCACUUCCUGCAGGUGCGUGGGAGGAUGCCGUCCACCGGCGACUGGACAGGGACUCUGGGCCGAAGCGGGCCCAUGGGUGAGAUCCCCUGUAGACGGAUGCGUAGCGGCAGUUACGUCAAAGCCAUGGGCGAUCUUGAGGAUAGCGACGACUCUGACGGGAGUCCCAAACCCUCGCCAAAAAGCGCCGCACGGAGGCAAAGCUACCUACGCGCAACACAGCAAUCACUAAGUGACCAGUUCCCCUCAAGAAACUGUCUUCCUUCUCUGCGAGAGUUCUCUGGGAAUCGGAGUCUGGAUAACCUGGACUGCAUCGGAGGCAGCUCUCCGUUCCCAAUCUGGGAUGAUGAUGACUUCAGUCAGGGCUGCAGCACGCUGGGACGCAGCAGCUGCAUCAGUCAGGUGCGAGACAUGGAGCUGAGCCAUCAUUAUGGAGACGAGCUGGAGGACAUGCAUCCUCGCUCCCGCUGCAGCGAUCCUCCUGACAUGCCCAUGCCCACAUGCUUCCGCUCACGCAGCCAUAGUUACCUUCGUGCCAUUCAGGCCGGCUGUUCUCAAGACGACGACACGGCCUCGAUGGAUUCUGAUUCACCGCCGCCCACGACCACAACGACCGUACGCACCUACAGCAACAGCACCGUCUCCACAUGCAUGACCUCCUGUAAGAGGGUGGCUCCGCCUCCUGUUCCCCCCCGCACCACCUCCAAACCCUUCAUCUCCGUCACCGUGCAGAGCAGCACAGAGUCCGCGCAGGACUGCUACCCCGACCGCAAGAGCGAGGUCAACAGCCAAUCAGGACGCAGCAACUCCUCCGAAAGCCUCGACAGCCUGCCCAAAGGGUCACGACCCCCUGUAGCGCCGCCCCGUGAGCCCCAGAUCCCGGCCGCUGUGGUCAUCUCUCCCAACCCGCUCCGAGAGUCCCAUCAUGAGCAGGUGAAGGGGGAGGCACUCCCUGCGGACGAACCCCCUGUAGACCCCGUCCCGAGACGGAAACUCUCCUCCAUUGGGAUUCAAGUCGACUGCAUUCAGGAAAUCCAGGCUAAAGUAGAGACGCCACCGCUGGCCAGAUUCCAGUCGAUCGGAGUUCAAGUGGAGGACGGCUGGACUUGCAGCCGCUCCAGUAGUAUGGCCUCUAGGCAAGAGACGGACUCAGACACACAAGACCUCUCGCUCACAUCCCUUACAUUCCCUUCUAACUCCAAACACACCGAGAAGAAAGUCAUGGUCAACAGUGCCAGCCAAUCGGUGGACUCGCCUCAGCAGCUCUCCCUUGACAACGGUAACCAUGAAAAUGAUGUGGCGGUGACGACCAGCGGCCCCUCCCGACAGAUCCUGACCAAUCGCUCGACCACACAGAGCAGCUCCUCGUCCUUCUCCGAGAGUCUGGAUCCGGCCCUUGACCCGUCCUCCCUCCCGCCGCCCGACCCCUGGCUGGAGAGCGGGAACGGGACGGGGAACGGAGGCCCCGCCCACCCAUUGACAGGGGCCACAGGAGCCACAACAUGCCGGCGGGACGGUCACUGGUUCCUGAAGCUCCUGCAGGCCGAGACGGGUCGGAUGGAGGGAUGGUGCAGUCAGAUGGAGAAAGAGACCAGCGAGCACCAGCUCUCAGAAGAGGUUUUGGGGAAGGUCCGUAUUGCGGUGGGCUGCGCUCAGCUCCUCAUGUCCCAAAAGUUCCAGCAGUUCAGAGGCUUGUGUGAACAAAACCUGAAUGUGAACGCCAACCCCAGACCCACGGCUCAAGAUCUGGCCGGGUUUUGGGAUCUUCUUCAGCUCUCGAUAGAAGACAUCAGCCUCAAGUUUGACGAGCUUUAUCAUCUCAAAUCAAACGAGUGGAAGCUGGAAGGAGACUCACCGGUGAAGCAGGAGAACCAGAAACGGACUCCUCCGGUGCCCAAGAAGCCUGGGAAGACUAAAGCGGCCCUGGGCCGAGAGAAGAGCAACGACACGGUGGACAAACAGAGACAGGAGGCUCGCAAGCGGCUCAUGGCAGCCAAGAGAGCUCAGUCCGUCAAGCAGAACUCGGCCACCGAGAGCGCCGACAGCAUCGAGAUCUACGUCCCCGAGGCGCAGACACGGCUCUGAGGAGACGCACCAGAUGCACAGCGAACACGCUCAAGGGCUCCGGCGUCACACACAGCACCAACAGCUGCUUUUGUCUUUUGAUGCCGUCGUUUAAUACACAGAGGUGAGAGAGUGGGACGGAAACCACGCAGUGCGAACGGACUGCCAAGGAAAACCUCACAACAAUCUCAUUAGUUGCAAUGAAUAAUAUUAUUAUUGAUAUGAUUAUUAAUAUCGGACUGCUAUUGAUUACUAUUACUGUCCUAGAUUGUUUUAAUUAUUCUGCUAUUUUGGAUAAGAGCUCCUGUAUCGUAGAAAGACGCCCACCACUCGAUUGAAAUCCACGUCUUCCUGUUACACGCUUCGCUUUCUGUUCUUCUUCUUCCUCUCUUCCUUCACCAGAGAUGCUCCUCGUCUUUUGUUAACGGUUUUGAUCGAUGGAAGCGAUAGAUGCGGUGUGUUUCAGGGCAGCCAGGUGGCGCUCUUCAAUUUCCCAUGUUUAGAAAUCAUGCGUGGUGGCGUAUCAGAUCUCCAUCUCAGGUCCUGAAGUCUCACGGUUGUCCAGUUCUCAUGGGUUUAAACAGGUUUUGACCUGACCUGAUGUUUUGUUGAAUGAAGUGCCUGUGGGUAACUUUAAGACCCUUGUAGCAAUAUCAAAGAUUAUAAUAUCACAAUUUAAACAGCACCCCCUAAAACACGUAGUGUAGACGCUUUGACAGUGUGAUAAAACUCAAAACGUAAAGAGCGAAAUAUGGUUCUUCGUUCCUUUUCUCUUUCAAACUGCACAAAUCUGCACUUAUCACUCGUCAUGUUUUAAUACAGUAUUGAAAAUGACUAGAUAAAGCAGAGUCUUCUGUAACUGAACGUCUUUACUGGGAAUUUUCACAAAAACACAUUUGAUGUGGUCCAAUUUGUACUUGGAAUUGUUAAAAAAAGGCUGAAAACAUCUUUAUGCUGUUUUUUGUUUUUUUAAGAAGGUGGUUAGGUUUGCAAUUUGGAAAUUAAGAAAUCCUACCUAAAUAUUCUAAUAUUAAUGUGGAUUUAUUAAUUCCAUCCUUUAUAUAAUUCAUGUGACUUAAUCUGAUUUGUCUAACACAAACUCACUGCUUGUUUCUUACUGCUCUUUCCAUGCCCACAUGGAAAAAACCUAUAUAAACAAAUAUGUUUCAAUAAAGGUUUUGAUAUAGGUUUUUAAUAUAUCUUACAUAUAUAAAAUUGGCAGUGUUCCUAUAUUAUAUGUACAUAUAUGUACAUAUAU